ACUGCGGCUGCUCAGUACGCUCUGCUGGCGCACACAGGUCUACAGCCCGCCUCUGCGGCGGAGGGGAAGCCUGGAACGCGACAAGUCUCCGCCCCGCGGUGCAGCUAGGGGGUGUGCUUUAGGGGUACAGGGUUUAGCUAAGGAGGAGGAGGACCCCGGGUCGCGCUGCGCUCUGCCCUUCCCUUGUUUCCUGGCACCAAGGCUGCACGAACCCAAGGGUGAUCCUCCCCCCCCUCCCCUUGGGCCUAAUAUGAUACUAACCAAAGCCCAGUACGAGGAGAUAGCCCAGUGCCUAGUGUCUGUACCGCCCACCAGGCAGAGCCUGAGGAAGCUGAAGCAGAGGUUCCCCAGUCAAUCGCAGGCCACUCUGCUGAGCAUCUUCUCCCAGGAGUACCAGAAGCAUAUUAAGAGAACACAUGCCAAACAUCACACUCCAGAAGCGAUUGAAAGUUAUUACCAGAGGUACCUGAAUGGCGUGGGGAAGAAUGGAGCGGCCCCUGUGCUCCUGGAGCUGGCCAAUGAGGUGGACUGUGCACCCUCAUUAAUGGCUCGGAUUAUCCUGGAGAGAUUUCUACAGGGGCAUGAACAGACUCCACCCUCCAAGUCUGUUAUAAAUAGUAUGCUACGGGACCCUUCUCAGAUUCCAGAUGGAGUUCUAGCAAACCAGGUCUAUCAGUGCAUUGUGAAUGACUGCUGUUAUGGACCGCUGGUGGACUGCAUCAAGCAUGCUAUUGGCUACGAGCAUGAAGUCCUGCUGAGAGACUUGCUUCUGAAGAACAACCUGUCCUUCCUAGAUGAAGAUCAGCUCCGUGCGAAGGGCUAUGACAAAACACCAGACUUCAUUUUACAGGUGCCAGUUGCCGUGGAAGGGCACAUAAUUCACUGGAUUGAAAGCAAAGCCUCAUUUGGUGAUGAAUGUAGCCACCACGCCUACCUGCAUGGCCAGUUCUGGAGCUACUGGAAUAGGUUUGGACCCGGCUUGGUCAUCUAUUGGUAUGGAUUUAUCCAGGAACUGGACUGCAACCGGGAAAGGGGCAUCCUGCUCAAAGCUUCUUUCCCAACAGACAUUGUCACCUUAUGCCAUAGCACAGCUUGACCCUGAAGAUCCUGGAAGAGAAGCCGGAAGCAAUGUUACUUUCCUGCAGUAUAAACUGCUGGCAACAUCUGCCCUGAACUUCAGCUGAACCCUUGCCGCUGCAGUCGCGGCCCUACCUCUAGACAAACAUAUCAAGAGUUUCUGUUUUCCUUCAUCCCUAGCUGAUGUGAAUAGCCAAGAACUACAGACACAACCCACUCAUUAUCAGCAUUUCUGUCUCUGACAAACAGUUAGUUUAUAGAUAGUCAUAAUCUUGCUUCCUUCCGAAUGCUUUCUCCUUGUAUACUGAACAGAAGAAAAAGUGUAGAGACUGAAAGGUGUAAUUUUUCAAUUUUCUUCCCUGUUACUGAAUACUUUUUCUUCUAAACCUCCAUUCAUCUUUCUCUCUCUCACACUCUCUGUCCCUCUCUCUCUCUCCUCUCUCUCUCUCUCUUUCUCUCUCUCUCUGUUCACUGUGGGGGUACUCCGGUACCAUCAAGGAGUAACCUCGCACAAACCUAGAAAAGCUCGAGACAGGAAGUAACUGUUCCUUCUCACCUGGGACUAAGCAGAGCCAGACAGGAGCUUUUUCUAUGGAGCCUUGUGGCCUCCUGACUUCUGUGGCAUUCAGCCAAGCUACAAAAAAAUCCUCCUUGAUGAGAAUUUCCUCUUUUCAUAAAGCUGAUUUGAACACCAAACAUUUCACAUUGAUCUCACCUUAAAGUAUGAGUUGCAUUGUGUCUGGAAAACCAUGCUCCUUGGGCUUGGGGCUGAGGCAGAGGACUGAAACCCAGCCUCCCUGUCUACAGUGGUCCUUUAAACAUGACUGCCAGUCAACACAAUGUUAGCCACUAUUUUUUAUGAGUUGUUUUUUUAAGUCCAUUCAUAUAUACUGCUUUGUGUCUGCAUUUCAUACUAUGUAAUUGUAUAACACCCAGAUAAUUUAGACAUUAUAAAUAAUCAGCUUUGAAUGAAUUAAAUGUACCAGAAAAAUCCUAGAGUGAUUUUUAAGUAAGCAAAAUAAAAGAGUCUUUGUAUUUUAUUCAUUUUAAUUUAUUCACUUUUAUAGACUGAAGAUCAGUCUUCAGUCAGAAGCAAAACAUCAAUAAAAUAAUUAUAAACCUAUCUUUUGGAAAUUUAAAAAGUAAUCUGUAUCUCCCAAAAUAUGUAUCUUGUUAAAAAAUAUUUGCCCCCGUCCUCCUAAAAUGUAGCCUUUAUAAUAAAAAUACGACUCUUGGAAAUACCUCAA
Molecule: messenger RNA, 2324 nt
Organism: Psammomys obesus (fat sand rat)
Lineage: Eukaryota; Metazoa; Chordata; Mammalia; Rodentia; Muridae
Gene: Cdin1
Product: CDAN1 interacting nuclease 1
Exons: 11
Coding region: 251-1096 (281 amino acids)
Biological process (GO): erythrocyte differentiation
Cellular component (GO): nucleus; cytoplasm
Source: RefSeq, a predicted model, not a curated record